This is a messenger RNA of Opisthorchis viverrini, 189 nucleotides long. RefSeq lists its product as hypothetical. NCBI's taxonomy places the organism in Eukaryota, Metazoa, Platyhelminthes, Trematoda, Opisthorchiida, Opisthorchiidae. The transcript has a single exon. Bases 1 to 189 code for a protein of 62 amino acids. The record is from RefSeq and is a predicted model, not a curated record.
AUGGGUUUGAAGAAGCAAGCUCCUCGCCAAGAAGAAUAUUACGCUGAUGAAGUGGGUCUGAUUGAGGAUUUGAUAACUCAGGGUGCUGUUCCGCUGUCAACUUGCUGCUCACCAGUCUCAGUCAACCUGCAUACCUCCGAUGUCAUUGUUAAAUUUUGGCACCAGACGUUGUACGUCAAAGGAAAUUAG